This is a messenger RNA of Adineta steineri, 1368 nucleotides long. NCBI's taxonomy places the organism in Eukaryota, Metazoa, Rotifera, Eurotatoria, Adinetida, Adinetidae. The record is from the annotation of a GenBank genome assembly.
AUGAUUGGUAAUAAUACAACUUUAUUAAAUGAUGUCGAGCAUGACUCGACUUCACCAUAUCAAAAUGAAACUUUAAGUUCAUUGAUAUUUUUUACAAUUGUUUAUAUUCUUGUACUUAUAUCUGGUCUCGUCGGCAAUUUUAUUGUUCUUUUUGUUACAUUAAAAAAUAAUGAUUUAAAACAUUUUACAAAUUAUUUUUUCGCUAAUUUAAGUGCAGCUGAUGUAUUUGUUCUUUUAUUUUGCAUUCCAACAGCUAUACAUGAUAUAUGGGCUAAAGAUCAAUGGUAUAUGGGUAAAUUUUUUUGUUUAACUAAUCAAUAUAUUGAAAGUUGUGCAACAAGUGUUUCAUCAUUAACUAUAAUGGCUAUUAGUUUUGAACGUUUUAUUGCUAUAUGUGAACCAUUUAAAGUUCAUGAUAUAUUCAAUGAAACAUUAACAUUAGUUACUAUAUUAUUAAUAUGGGCAAUUGGUUUAGUUUUUUCAUUACCAUUUUUAAUUUUUGCUUCAUAUGAUCCAUCAUUUAAUCCAACUGAUUCAUUAAAUGAUACAUCAAAUCUUAUAACUCUAUGUCAGUUAGAUGCCAACUCAAAGUUAGCACGUUAUAGUAUAACAUGGUUCAUUAUUACACUUAUUUUUAUACCAUUUUUUGUUUUAAUAUAUAUUUAUGCACGUAUUAUUUUGGAAUUAGUACGUCAUCGUGCUGUUCGAUUACGAGCAAUAACAAAAAAUCAACAACAACAACAACAAUAUGAUGACGAAACAAAUAGUUUUAGUGGUGGUAUAAGUUCACAGGAUCAACAACAAUCGAAUUCAUUUCUUAGUUAUAAACGUUUUGAACAAAAACGUCUUAAUACAGUUAUUAUUUGUGUUGUAACUGUUGCAUUUUUCGCAUGUCAAUUUCCAGUACGUAUUAUACAAUUAAUUGAUAUGUAUGGACGUAUACAAAAUGAAGAAACAAUGCCACAUUUAGUAUGGAUAUGGUUAUGGAAAUUAUCAAAAUUACUUUUUUUUCUUAAUUUUACAGCAAAUCCGAUUAUUUAUAAUAUUUUAUCAACGAAAUUUCGUCGUUCAUGCCGACGUUUACUUCAAAUUCAUCGUUCAAUAAGUUUUGGAACAAAUUCUUCACGUAAAACAAGUAUAACAUCUUAUUUAUAUUUAAGUAUAUAUAAAAAAAGCCAUCGACAAAGUAGUUUACAAAAUACCCAACAACAAUAUCCAUAUAAUCAUCAUCAAAAAUUUAAUUUAAUACGUGCUCAUUAUGAUAGUGAUAAUCGAGAUUUAGUUACAGUUGGAAAUAAUGAAGAUAUAUUUAUUCCAACAUUUCAAGUAUUAAAUGAAGACGAAAAUGAAAAUAUUGUUCAUUCAUAG